AUGAUGCGAGAUGGAAGCUCGUUCGUCGAACACGGCGUGGGAGGAUUGGAUAAGGAGUUUGCGAAUAUAUUCAGACGAGUGUUCGCGUCGAGGAUGGUGGACGCGAACAUCGCGAGAAGGUUGAAAUUGCAACACGUGCGAGGGGUGCUGCUGUACGGGCCGCCGGGGACGGGGAAGACGCUCGUGGCGAGACAGUUGGGGAACAUGCUGAACGCGCACAAGCCGAAGAUCGUGAAUGGACCGGAAAUUUUGCAAAAGUUUGUCGGUCAAAGCGAGGAGAACGUGCGGAUGUUGUUCGAAGAUGCGGAGAAGGAGGCAAAGUUGAGGGGCGACAAGAGCAAGUUGCACAUCAUCGUCUUCGACGAAAUCGACGCGGUGAUGAAGGCGAGAGGCACGGGAGGGGAGACGGCGAGCAUCGUGCACGACAACGUCGUGAAUCAGCUUUUGACCAAGCUCGACGGUAUGCACGCGCUGAAUAACAUUUUGAUCGUGGGUAUCACCAACCGAAGAGACUUGCUCGAUCCCGCGCUUUUGCGCCCGGGUCGUUUAGAGUUGCAAGUCGAAGUCGGCUUGCCGGACGCCACCGGUCGACAGCAAAUUUUGAAAAUUCACACCGACUCUAUGGCUAGCGAAGGCUUGCUCGGACCUUGCGUGAACUUGGAAGAAUUGGCGAAGAGCACGGUCAACUACAGCGGCGCCGAGUUGAAGGGCCUCGUCACCGCGGCAACGUCGUAUUCGUUGACGAGACACAUUAAGAAGAGCGCGGAAUUCGACCAAGCAGAGAGCGCGGAAGCGCCGGUAGUGCUCAUGGAGGACUUCCUGAACGCACUCGAGGAAGUGCCGCCGGCGAUGGGCGCCGACGCCGCGACACUCGAAGCGAUGCGCCCGGAUGGGUACGUUACGCUCGAAUCGCAAUCGGAGCACGUCGUCGCAGAAAAUCAAUUGAAGUCGUUCGUCAAGGCGUUACAGGACGGCGCGACCGAUCACAUGACGUGCAUGGUCAGUGGACCCACGGGGAGCGGGAAGACCGCGCUCGCCGCCACGGUGGCGUUGGCGAGCGAGUUCCCGUACGUCAAAGUAGUCAAGCCGGACACCGUCAUCGCCAACGCGCCGGGUGGUUCCGGCUCCACAGACGACGUGCUCACCGCCGCGCUCAAGGCCUCGUUCGAAGAUGCGCUCAAGUCUACGCUGAGUUGCUUGGUCGUCGACUCCGUGGAGACGCUCGUCGGCGUCGCCCCGGCGGAUGGAAGCGAGUCUCUCAACGUCGCGCACCCGAAGGCGCUCGCGACGCUCAGCGCUUUGCUACAGCGUAAGCCACCUCCAGGCCGACACUUGCUCGUGAUGCUCACGACGUCGUCACCAAAGACGCUCAAACGUCUCGGUCUCGGCGCCGGCGGCGUCAUCGACGCCGCCGUGGAAAUUCCCGCGCUUUCGCUCGAGCAAGCGUCGAGCGUGUUGCUCUCCACCGGCGCCUUCAAGGACGAAUCCGCCGCGCGCGAAGCGGUGGAUUUCUUGAAGCGCCCGUCGGUGCCGAUCAAACCUUUACUAUCCACGGCCAGACUCGCGCGCGCGACGUCCCCGAACGCCGAAUCCGGCGUCGCCGCCGACGUCUGGCGCCGUUGCGCCGAGCGCACCGAGCUCCUCGCCGCGUGA
Molecule: messenger RNA, 1653 nt
Organism: Ostreococcus lucimarinus CCE9901
Lineage: Eukaryota; Viridiplantae; Chlorophyta; Mamiellophyceae; Mamiellales; Bathycoccaceae
Exons: 1
Coding region: 1-1653 (550 amino acids)
Biological process (GO): intra-Golgi vesicle-mediated transport; Golgi to plasma membrane protein transport; SNARE complex disassembly
Cellular component (GO): Golgi stack
Molecular function (GO): ATP hydrolysis activity; ATP binding
Source: RefSeq, a predicted model, not a curated record